UCGGCACUUGGUGAGGUGCACGCCGACGAGAGGGAGUGAGAGGGAGAGGGAGAGGGAAAGAUUAGAGAGAAAAAGGGCGAGACGGAACUGGCACCAGACAGUACCCGUGUGGCCGCCUGUGAGGGUAGUGGGUGCUUCUCUUCACCGCUGCUUUUUUUAAAGUUCCCGCUAAGACACGCAAGCACCCGCCUUCCGGGCCACACCACACACGCACCGCCAUGGACUGCGACAACAUAAACCGUGAAGAUGCCGUGUACCGGAGCACCGUUGUGGCCCUGGAGGGAGACGCCCCAAGCCCCCCCGGAGGCGUCUUCUACUUCCUCAGGAACAAGGCGGGCCGGUGCCUGAGCCGCAAGACCCUGCACCGCCGCCUGCCGUGCCUGACGUGGCUGCGCAGCUACAACGCGGAGUGCCUCAUGGGCGACCUGGUGGCGGGCUUCACCGUGGGCCUCAUGAUCAUCCCGCAGGCCCUCGCGUACGGCAUCGUGGCGGGCCUCAGUCCUAGUGACGGCCUCUACUCGGCGUUCAUGGGCUGCUUCGUCUACUUCCUGCUGGGGUCCACCAUGGAGAUGAACAUCGGGCCCACGGCGAUCAUGGCGCUGAUGACCUACCAGUACAGCAGCGGCGGGUCGGAUUACGCCGUGCUCCUGUGCUUCAUCUCCGGCAUCAUUGAAACGCUCGCGGGAAUCAUCAACUUGGGAUUCCUCAUCAACUUCAUCUCCCAGCCCGUGAUAAGCGGCUUCACCUCCGCCGCCGCCAUCACCAUCGCCUCCUCGCAGCUCAAGCCACUCUUCGGCCUCUCGCUGAAGACUCGCGGCCUCGUGGAUACAUGGGUGAAGGUCUUCUCUAACAUCAAAGACUUCAGGUGGCAAGAUCUCACCCUCGGCCUUAUCUGCAUCGUUCUCCUUUUGAUACUGAAGGAGGUUCGGUCCAUCCGGUGGCCGUGUCUGGACCCAAGCAGCCGCAACCUCGGCCAGCGGAUACUCAAGAGGGCCAUCUUUUACCUGUCGGUGGGACGCAACGCUCUCAUAGUCAUCAUCGCCUCGAUCAUCGCUUACGCCCUGGACGGAGAGGACCAACCCUUCACGAUAACUGGUCAUGUCGAGCCUGGCAUCCCCAAGCCCUCCCUGCCGCCCUUCUCCACGGUCAACCCCAACACCAACGAGACAGUCACCUUCCCGGAGAUCAUGAGCGACAUCGGCAUCGGCGUGGUGAUGGUGCCCUUCAUCGCCACCCUGGACCACAUCGCCAUCGUCAGCGCCUUCGCCAAAGGCCGGACCUUCGAUGCCACCCAGGAGAUCAUCACACUGGGCAUUUCCACACUGUGCGGCUCAUUCUUCGGGUCCAUGCCCAUCACUGGCUCACUCUCUCGGUCUGCUGUGAACCUGACCAGCGGUGUGAGGACGCCAGCGGGAGGCCUGGUGACGGGGGUGAUGGUGCUGCUGGCACUGGCCUUCCUCACCCCAGCCUUCAUGUACAUUCCCAAAGCCACAUUAGCCGCAGUGAUCAUCUGUGCAGUCAUUCAUCUUGUUGACUACUCGAUUGUCCUGCCUCUGUGGCGGAGCAAAAAGAUUGACUUGAUACCCCUGCUGGUGACCUUUGUGACCUGCCUCAUGUGGGGGCUGGAGUGGGGCAUCCUGCUGGGCAUUGUUGUCAACCUGUCCAUGCUGCUCUUCUCUAUUGCCACGCCGUCAGUCAAGGUUGCCCUCAUUCCGCCAGGGAAGCAACAUGGUGGCUAUGUCCUGGUCACCCCAGCACACGGCAUCAGCUACCCAAGUACAUCUCACAUCCGGGCCGCCAUCAGGAAGGCUGGGCUCAAGCAGGCCGGCGGCUCAGUCCCUGUUGUGAUUGACUGCACCUUCAUCGAUAUGGCGGAUUACACGUCAGCCAAGGGCAUCAAGGGCAUGGUGGAGGACUUCCAGCUCCGAGGGCAGACACUGAUCUUCCUGUGCAUGAAGCCACGGGUGAUGCAGACAGUGGCUGCCCUGCAUGACGGCAUCACUGUCUGCUCCAGCCUUGACGCACUGCCUGAAGCCCUCGCAGACGGAGAGACAGAGGUGGGCAUGGUCGAGACAGUUAAUGGCGAUGCCUUACACCCAGGAGGAGAGCUUGUUGUGUCCACCAUGAUCUCCACGCCAACCUCCGACACGAGUGAUGCAGCCAACCCUCUGCUCAGCACAACCACCUUCUUGGACGAGAAGUAGCAGACCUUGACGCCCGUCACAAACACAAACGUGUACUCCCUAGCACUCACAAGCUUAGCAGAUGGUCCAGGAAGCCAUCUGGCCUUUCUUUAAACUGGUUGGUAACUAUGAAAGAGUGUUUGUAAAUUAUUAGUCUUGUCUUGCUGGCUGCACCAAUAUCAUUCAUAGAUUGGGUGCAUCCUGUAAAGUUUCUAAAAGUCCAUUUGUGCCUGAGAUAAUGACCUAAGGCUUCCAGCAGUGUGCAGUGUUAGCUGAUGAGGGCGUAGCUAAUUAGCUAGUGGUGACACAGGCACCAGGGUUGGGAACACACAGUGGCUGGCCAGUGGUUGCAGUACUCUGCAGGGAAGCUGUGCAGGGGAGGAGGUGUAAUUCCUGGAUGUGGGCUUUCAGUCAAAAUACCUCAAGAUUAGCAUGAAUCAGAAUUACUUCCAGGAGAGGUAUUAGAGUGCAGAAUAUAAAUGGGAAAAUUAGGAUGCAAAUGAUCAAAUCAAAACCACUUAAUAAUUCAAAUAUUAUCUCCAUCAUUCAGUUAAUACAAAUAAUGAAGUAAGCUGCAACAUAGCUUUUAAUAAUCAUUGAGGCCUUGAAUCACUGUUAGACUAGUGUUGAAGGUGUGUGUACAAUUUGACAAACCAUUGAAUUUGGCACCUCAUGGCGAUACAUUGGCGAGGGAUGAAGCAGACUCAACACAUCAGGCGUGAAUCACAAUGAUAUCAAUCUUUUCACGGAAGUAAUAAAUUAAACGUACUUAAAAGACACAUGUGCACUGGACAAUACAUAGUGGGGAUAACUUAUUGGUGUUGUUUGCAAUUAAAUUUGGCAAGAACCUUUUGUGUAAAAAGAUUUAAAAUUUUACAGUAGAUAAAAUUUUUGUAAUAGAUUUUUAAUAGUGUAGUCUUGACGUAGUGGUACAGCAUUAGUUUGUUUUUUGUAGGUUUCUGUGUACAGUGUAGAUGACUAGUUUAUGAACCCAAAACAUCUCUAAAUUUACUUUUUAUCUAGAUGUUGUCGAUGCAUAAAUCUGCUUCAGAAUGUUUCUUCUUCCACACACUCCACUCCAAUAUUACCAACUAAUACAACACACACAAGCUUCUCAGUCCCAAGAUUAAAGUACUUGUAAAAUUUUUCACACAGUGUCAUAAUGUGAACUGAUGAUUGACUGUAAACUGCAUGCACACCACACUCACAUUUGUACAUUAGCACCACACCACCACCACCACCACCACCAAACUGUACUGAAGCUAAACACCACUUGUAGACAUAGACUUUGCAUAGUUUUAAACAGCCGUACGUAGCUUCAAGUGAGAUGUCUACCACUUAAAAAAAAAUCUUAUGCAGCACAUCAUCGUGUGUACGGAUGUUAUUGACAAAGAUCUUGCCAUUUAUAAGAUCUUUGUUGAUGGUAAUAUUAUGAGCGAGGUGCCAAAUAUUUGUUAUCAUACAUAUUAAAAAGAUCCCUUACAAGAUGUUAUUUUAGAGUUGCAAUGAAGACCUACAACCUUUUGGGUGUACUGUGACUGACUAGAGCCUGUGAAGUAAUUAAAUUGUGGGGCAGUAAGGGGGUCAUGCAUGUGUGUGUGUGUGUGUGUGUGCACCAGUUACAGUACAAGUGGAGUAUGUUCCCAGCCAUUGUACUGUAUCAGGUUUGUGGGGAUGGCCGAUCACAUGGGAAGCCGAGUGAAGGGACUGUAUGGUGCCAAAUCAGUUCAUAGAGACAUUUGUUGUUACUCUCCAGUAGUUGUUUUGUUGUCUGUGUGUUUUGCAGCUGCAGCGUGACUAUUCUUGCCUCUCUGUAUUUGAUUGCGGUUGAAAGGUUAUACUGUUGUUAUUUAUGACAUAAUAGGAUGUGUGUCUGAGUGUGAGUGGGACGGAGGGAAGGUCUGGGUGUUGGAUAUUGGCUCCUGGUGGUAAGAAAAGAUUAAGAAUGUCAAGUUUAUAAUGUGUUCAGAAUUCAAAAACAGAAACAUAUUGGAAGCAAGUUGAUAGAAGUAAAGGAACAUAUGAUAUUAGGAGUUAUAAUGAACAUACGUAUAAUAAUUAGUGCAGGAUAAUGUAUACUUAAGGAAACCUAACUAACAUGACUGAUGUACAAGGGAACCACACACCACAUGACCAAACCCAUCACAUCCAAAUUGAUAUUAAAACCAAUCUGUUUAACAAGCAUUCCGUGGCACUCCUUCAUUCCAAGUGACUGUCAGCCUCUCUCUUCCAUUUCUCUCCCACAGCAAGCCUCUGAAAAUUGACUUCAGGCUUAAUAAUGAUGUAUUAAUGGAAACAGCAGGACAGGAAGUCAAUGUAGAAGUGAAGUUGUUUUUAAUGUGUUAUUUACUGAGAUGUAGAAAGCUGGAAUGCACUAUUGACAACUUAUAGCCUCAGAUUUUUAUAUAAUUUAUGUGUGUGUGUGUGUGUGUAUUUACCUAGUUUACCUAGUUGUGAAAUACAGGAAAAGUGUUUGUGCGUGUGUGCGUGCGUGAGUGUGUGCGUGCAUGUGUGUGUGUGUGUGUGUGUGUGUGUGUGUGUGUGCAUGCACAUCUGUGCAUACAUGCAUUCUAAUUGUAUGUAAAGGUAUUCAAAAUUAGACUUGUACGAGCAGUUUGUGUCAGAUUUAGUUAUUUAUACAUAUUAUUUCUUCCAACAUAUAAAGAUAUACAUAUUUCCUCUCAAGAAAUUAACUGCAAAUGACCAGCCGCUAACUUAUUUUUGUAUUCACUAAAGAAUGACUGACACCGGUAUGACAGAAAACAACUUACUUUGUUUUUUGCACUCAGUUUGUCAGAUGUUGCUGUCAUCAGGCAAACACCACCAGCAGGGCUUGGGAGCAAUAGUUGUCCUCUGUGUGGAGUGUAAUGUUAAGGGCGCCAGUUGUAGCAAAGUGAAGAUGGUGUUUGAAGUUUACCAUCAGCUUGUAUAGAUUACGUAUACUAAAGGUUUAUAUAUCAGGUAGUUGCACUGAAAAGACACUCAUCAUCAUUACUCUGUUGAUGAAACAUAAUAUGAAGUUUUGUUUAAGGUUUAAUAAUUAUGCUAACAUAAUAUAUUUUCCUAAUGUGACACAACUUCCAAGUGAAUAAUGUUUGUAUAAAAGCAGGACAAAGGAUACUGCCUAAGGCUCAGUACCUCCUCGGGCUGCAGUCCGUGUUGUAUGCUGCUCACAGAAACUUGUUUUAUGGGUAUAUAGUUUUUCUUCCUUGGCAUGAAUCAUAUGUUAGAUGCUGUGUGCAAAUGGGAGUAACAUUUUUUUCAACAUGAAUAGGAGUCAUAUACGGCAUAAUGAUAAACACAAGAAGUGGAGAGAGUCACUGUAAAAGAUUUAAAAGCAUGAGAGUGCUGUUUGGAGAUCUGCAUGAUUAUUGGGUUCCAAGCUUACUAAGUAAUUUUUUAAAUGCAUGAUUCCCAAGCAGAGGACAGUGCAGGGUGGUUCAUGUGUUCCUUGUGGUGUCCGUCUCUUACAUGGUCCCUCCAAGGCUUGCAUCAGCAGUCAUUUUACACACAUAAAAUCUUGCUCCCUGACGUUUCAUCCAUCCUGGGAACUGUCUGUAUAAGGGACGGUGUCAACAGUAAAGUAGUACCUGUUAUUUCCUUUCCCUACAUAGUCUUGGCUUUAUACAUAUUUUCCUUUUUGCUCCUUCCCUCCUUCACAUCUCUCAUUCUCAUACUCUUCCUCUUUCUGCUCUGCCUUCUCCUUAGCUGUCAGGCAAGAAGGAAUUUGUUGAAGGCUUAAGUACCUGUUAUUUCCUUUCCCUACACUCAGUCUUGGUGUUCUAUAGUACUUAUCUCUCUUUUUCUACUUCACAUCUCUCAUACCUGUACUCUUCCCCUUCUACUUUCUCCUUAGCUGUCGGGCAAAAAGGAAUGUAUUGAAGGCUAAACACGGCUGACUGUGCAAUAGUAAGUUAUGGAGCAGCAGAGAGCAAGGUGAAGCUUUAGGAUUAAGAUGAGGCUUGAAUGAGGACUGAAUGGGACGGGGGCUCUGUUUUGUGAAGCAAUGUUAUUCUUUCUCUGAGAGCUUUUGUACUUCUGUUGUUGUAUAAGGUGGGUGAGGGAUGUUGGUGAAUAUCUACCUGGUACAUUCCUUAGCAAUGAAGAAUGUAGUGGGCAUCGUGCUGGUCAUUAGGAGAAAGUGUGCACCAAGAAUGAAAAUACAUAAUGCACUUUUAUCUGGCGUCCUUUAUGCUCCUCAUAGCCUGUGUUAUAAAGAGCAUGAGCGGAGGAUGUCACUGAUUAUCUACAUUCCAUGGUGAUACAAGGUGUGAUGGUCUGUCUGAAAAACAUGCACACAAGAAACUAAGAAAAAGUGCCACAUAAAGCCUGGAACACACAGACUAUAAAUAUAUAAAUGUUUUGAGGUUUAUCUUCUUGAUGAUAAUCUUGUUGAAGUUUAUUUAAAGAUGUCAUUUAUAAUUUUAAGUCCUUCAUGAUGGUUAUUCAGUAUGGUGUUUAACUCAUAUUGUACUGUUUUAUUUAUUUUUCAUACAUAUUAGUGAGUAUUUAUACAUGGCACAGAUACUGAAGGUGUUAAGUGCAGGCUUUGUUAAAAUAUGUUUCCUUAUGUACAUAGAUUAAUUUGAAUGUUCAUGAAUUUAGUUUUUACUUCUCUCACAUCUCAAGUGGUAAUGAUAAAAAGAAAUAAUGAGUGACAUUUAAAUUUUCAUAAGGUUUAUACAUUUUCUUCUACAUGUAUGAAAUUUCUUAACCAUUCACUCAUCUGGUAUGUUUGUACUGCCACUCGUCCUUCCAUAACAACGCAAAUAAGUAAUGUGCAAUAAAUUAACUUAAGUUAGUUAUAAGUAAUGCAAAAAAAUGUACACACAGCUGCAGUUCUCACCAUAACAUUAAUCCCUCAGUUCUCACAGGAGGAACACACACCACUAGGUCUGAGUGAGAAAAUAAACACAUUAGUAAUCACUUAGAAUUAUGGGAAAACUAAUCAUACUAAUUACUUUGUGUAUGAAAAACUCAAACCUUACCAUUGCUAAUAAGUUUGUAAUUCAUUAAGAUAGUAAUGUUGUCAUAAGGUCAUUUGUCAAGUAGAAUGACACAAUUUAAAGCUAUAUUUUGCAACACAAGUCCUCUGAGACUCGUGUGUUUUUGCACAACCCCAAACCAGUGCUCACAUGUUUGUACCUCUCAGUGACAGAGGCUUCUGUCACCUGUUUAUGAUAGACCUCUUUCCAAGGUUUAUUUUUGCUCCCCAGGUGUCAGGUCUGUGCUUUGAGGGCAGAAAGUAUCUCACUGUUAUUCAAGUCAGAACGGGCACUUCAUGUUUCUUUAAUAUGUGAAGAACCUCAUCAAAAAAUUUAUUGAGUAUUUGGCAUUGAUGAAAUUUAAAAUUACUUGAGUUUGAUUCCCUUAAUUAGCCACGCUGAGCAGCAGCAGCAAAAACAAAUGUUCUGUUAUGCCAACAAUAGCUUCAUUUUUUUACUUCUAAUCUACAUAUGAAAUUUUUUUCAAAUGAAAACCUUCAUUACUAAUUUUUCAGUAAUUAUCAAUUAGUUAUAACAUGAUAAUGAAAAAAACAUAUGGUUGCACUUUCCUUGACACAGCCUAAAGGAAUGAUAUAUCUGUGCAUAAUACAAUACAUCUUCCAUCUGGGAGCAGAAUCUGGAGACUGGAAGGUCUGUUCUUUAGCAGAGUCAAAUCACACAAUAUGGGCUGACAUAUGUACUUAAAGAAUUCACAGAGACCCUGGCUAGGGAGUUUAUUUCAUGAAAAUAUUAGAGGACUUAUUUUUGUGUGUGACUGAUACAACUUGUUUAUGGCAUGCAGCUGAAGAUGAUUAGGAACCCUCAUUGGCUGCUAAGGAUGGCAAGCGAUAGUUUGACCAAAGUUGACAAAAUAUCCUUGUAUGGAAUGUUAUGAAGAGACUGGUUAUAAAAGUUUUGAUUUUUUAAGAGGCAAAGAAAAAAAAUGGGAAGCUGAAAGCCAGUGUCUAGAGGGAGGAUAGGAGGAGAAAGAAGAUGCAAUGUUGAAUAGGCUGGUUCAAAAGGCAAGAGGUAAAAAGGAAAGACUGUGUUUAGGUGAUUGUGUAUGUAUGAUUACAACAUCCUUUGUUCAGUUGAAAAGUUACAGAGCUUAAAGGUUGGAAAGGUGUGACAAAAAAGGUUGUUUGGAACAGGAAGGUAAAAUGUAUAAUGUUGACCAGGACAAACACUUCUGCAGAUGAACUGUCUGAAAUAUUAAUUAUUUGUUUCCUUUAUUUAUUCUGUUGGGGUAGUAGAGAAGGUAUGGUGUAGGAUUAUAUACUAUAUUACUGUUUUUCAAAAGAAUACUUUGGGAUGUGGAAAGUGAAAAUUCCAGGUUUCUGUAUGUUCUUCAUCUGAAUUAUUAUUUGAUUUAACACUUUUUUGUGGGGGAAUAAUUUGGGAAGUGGGAGGCAAAGCGAGAAGGCCAGGCAGACACCCUCAGACACAGCUCUGUCACUCCCACCUCAAGGAAGAGAAAGACAGAGGAAGGAUGGGACAUUGUCAAGAAGAACAUAGUGGUCAAAAACUCUUCAUUCACCUCCUCCUCUUCAUCUGUUUUGACCAUAUUUUUAUAACUUAGACUCUUCCGCUUAUCACUGCAUCAUCCUUCGGUACAUUACCGCGGCUUUUCAAUGCAUCACCGUGUCUCUCUUCCUUGACCUUACCAUUUGCCCAAUCUCACCAUAGUGCCAUAUACCCUCUAUUAGUGCUGGAAAAUUCGUAUCAGUCAUAUAAUGCAUUUGCUUAAAUCAUUUGCAUUAGCUCAGCAUCUGUUCCUCCCCACUUGAAUACAGUUUUCAUACAGCCACUUAAAACAUAUUUGAUUAUUUUCUCUCAUUCUCCAUCCCAGAGUUGGGUGGAGCAAUGCGAUGAUAUUCUGCUGACUCAUAUGCUCCACACAGCUUUUAGGAUAGAGAAUGAGAGGAAAGAGAUUUAUUAUGUGGAUAUAUGAGAAUUGGAUUAAACUGGGGAGGAGAGGAAAGAGAUUUAUUAUGUGGAUAUAUGAGAACUGGAUUAAGCUGGGGAGGAGAGGAAAGAGACUUAUUAUGUGAAUGUAUGAGAAUUGGAUUAAACUGGGGAGGAAUAGAUGCUGACUUAAUAUAAAGGGUUUAACAAAAUACUCUUCUUCUUCUUCCGCAGCAUUAUUAUCCCGUUUCUAUACAGGGUUUAACAAAAUACUCUAUACAACUGAUCUGAAUUCUCUGGCACUACACUCUGAUGCCUGGCACACUUUAUUCCCCUAUCAAUCCAAGCACUUAUGAGACUGGUGGGAAAUGUAGGACAGGAAGGCUAGAGGCAGACACUUCAUAACCCAAGAUGCAUAAUACACCCCAAGAUGGAGAGGAGGAGGAAGGGCAGGAUAUAAUGUGAGGGAGUUGCCUGCCAGAGUGUCACAAGUGUUCCGUUUGCACUGCUGUCGCCUGCGUUUGUCUGUCAUGGGCCACAGUAGUGUUGAUCCACCCUCGCCAACCAGGUUAUGAUGACAAUUGUUUAAUUAUAUAUAUAAUACUGAUAGUUAAUAUUUUUUCACACAUUAAAAGGAAGAAAUUA
Messenger RNA from Eriocheir sinensis (Chinese mitten crab), 9718 nucleotides. Its product is annotated as sodium-independent sulfate anion transporter-like. The record is from RefSeq and is a predicted model, not a curated record. Bases 219 to 2204 code for a protein of 661 amino acids. Gene Ontology annotation, biological process: transmembrane transport. The transcript is spliced from 12 exons. Gene Ontology annotation, cellular component: membrane. Gene Ontology annotation, molecular function: sulfate transmembrane transporter activity. NCBI's taxonomy places the organism in Eukaryota, Metazoa, Arthropoda, Malacostraca, Decapoda, Varunidae.